Alosa alosa (allis shad) is the source of this 1288-nucleotide messenger RNA. Its product is annotated as low-density lipoprotein receptor-like. The record is from RefSeq and is a predicted model, not a curated record. Gene Ontology annotation, cellular component: plasma membrane. The transcript has 8 exons. Bases 56 to 769 code for a protein of 237 amino acids. Gene Ontology annotation, molecular function: protein binding. NCBI's taxonomy places the organism in Eukaryota, Metazoa, Chordata, Actinopteri, Clupeiformes, Clupeidae.
GGAUUAUAAUGACAGUGAUGGGUGCAGUGAUAAUGAGUAUCAGUGUGGGAAUGGAAUGUGCAUUGCCCAGGGCUUCGUCUGUGAUGGUGCUGACGACUGCCGUGACAGGAGUGACGAGAGGAACUGCACUCCAACUUCACACGACUUUGAGCACGUCUUUGGCUAUGAGGAUUAUAAUGAUUUGUUUGACUUCAUCAAUCAAAGCAGUGAUGGGUGCAGUGAUAAUGAGUAUCAGUGUGGGAAUGGAAUGUGCAUUCCCCAGGGCUUCGUCUGUGAUGGUGCUGACGACUGCCGUGACAGGAGUGACGAGAGGAACUGCACCUUCUCCAAUCCCCACCUCAGGGUGGCCAGAUGGAUGGACAGUGAUGAUAAUGUCAUGGUUGGAUGUGUCCAUGAGUGGCACCAAAGUGGCCAUUUUUUCUUGACCAUUACGGAAGGAACAAAUAUCACCACAUAUGACCCAGACAUGAUCACGGUCAAAGCAAGCUUCUUUAAUAUCAAUGUAACCCCACCUGCUUCCAUCACCUGUGCAUUCAACAUACUUGGACAAACUCUUACGAGUGAAGAGUACACACUUGGUGCACAUUACGGUUCAGAGCCACAAACACCACCAGUGCCUCUCUCCUACCAGAUGUUUGCAGGAUUCACUAGCCUUGUUCUCAUCACCAUGACCAUGGUGGUCAUUGUGUUCACCUUUAGAGGAAAACAGGGAGCAGGACCAGACAAGACCACAGAAUGCAACAUCUAUGAGGAAACCAUCACAGUGUAAUCUUUUAUGGCCAAUUCUGUGCAAAACUGUCACAUUCAUAACGUCAACACAAGUGGUAGUGUUAGUGGUACAAAGGCCUUCUGCAUACAUGCAACAGUAAAAGUGCAGAAGAUUGAGAUUUCUGAGUACUCUUGUGUAAAAUGUAAAGUAUUUUGAUUUAUGUACAAAAAUGUAAAAUAAUGAUCUCAGGCAGAUACUGUAUACUGUGGUGUCCUGUUGAGUCAUAAGGGGAACCCUUUUGAUCAUUAGUGUGUGUAUAGUGUGAAGGGUGAUAAGCUUAGCAAUUUACAGGAACAGAUACUGCUAUUGUCUGGUCCUGCUAUAAUGAUCUCAGGCAGAUACUGUACAUAUAUUGUGGUGUCCUGUUGAGUCAUAAAAGGAACCCUUUUAGUGGGAUCAUUAGUGUGUGUAUAGUGUGAAGAGUGAUAAAAGCUUAGCAAUUUACAUUGCUGUGAUAUCUGUAACUAAAGUUUAAUAGAAUGCUUGUUCCACGAAAUCACGAAAAGGAAAGAAAAUAAA